Messenger RNA from Galleria mellonella (greater wax moth), 3525 nucleotides. RefSeq lists its product as uncharacterized. Gene Ontology annotation, cellular component: plasma membrane. Bases 220 to 2091 code for a protein of 623 amino acids. The record is from RefSeq and is a predicted model, not a curated record. Gene Ontology annotation, molecular function: copper ion binding; oxidoreductase activity. Lineage: Eukaryota; Metazoa; Arthropoda; Insecta; Lepidoptera; Pyralidae. Gene Ontology annotation, biological process: iron ion transport. The transcript has 5 exons.
CCCUUGUCUGUAGCACGAGGCAAAGGUGCAGCGUAUGGUGCAACGAAGCGCCAUAACCAGCUCCACUUGCCAAACAGUCGCCAGCUGAUGGUCGACUCGCGUGGUCGCCUUUUUCCCAACCAAGUGAUUGUACGGUACAUUCACUCUAUACACUAUCGCUCGUAAACAUGUAAUGUUAUUGAAGUAAAUAGAAAAACAAAUCGGUGCUAUAAAACCAAAAUGGAGACAGAGAAGAGCACGAUUGAAGCAAGCAGUGUGCCACAUAAGAAGCCAAAUUACACGCUAAUGUCCCUGCAAAGGAUUUUGGUGUUGUCUUUUGUACUUAUCAGUGUUAUUGUUGUAAUUUAUUAUACGCCAAUGCCGGAUGAAUAUUUUGAGAAUUGCAACAGAGAAUGCAAUGAGUUGGAUUGGCCCAUGAUAUGCCGUGUAAAACUAGUUAUUGAGGUCUACAAAACUCUCAGCAAAUCCUGCGGCACUUGUACCGAAAAGGGUGGUGAAGAAUGUCCAUCUAUGUGCAUAUCUGCUGAUGGCAGAGAACGUGGAGUUUUAUCCGCGAAUAGAGUUCUGCCUGCACCAGCUCUACACGUCUGUGAAAAUGACAUUUUAGUUGUGGACGUUGUACACAGAGCACCUGCUCACGCUUUGUCAAUACACUGGCGGGGACAACCACAGAAAGAGACUCCAUUUAUGGAUGGAGCUCCCAUGCUAACCCAGUGUCCUCAACCGGCUUAUACUACAUUUCAAUAUAAAUUCCGUGCAUCAGCAGUAGGCACGCAUAUGUAUCAUGCGCACUCAGCCGCAGAUGCUGCGGAUGGGCUUGCUGGAGCAUUCAUCGUUCGUAAGCCUCCUCGUUUAAAUCCCUUGCAUAAAUUAUAUGACGUCGAUGCCACAGAACAUACUAUCUUUAUAGCAGAAUGGGGACAUUCAAUGGGACCUUUAGCUGGAAUGAUGUCAAGAAUUCCCAACGCAGAGUCAUUGCUUAUAAACGGAAAAGGAAAAACGGCAGACUCUCCAGACGCACCAAUUGCUAAAUUUAGUGUGGAAUACGGUAAAAGAUACCGCUUUAGAUUAGUAUAUGGCGGAGGAUCAAAAAGUUGUCCAGUGAAAUUUAGUAUACAUAAACACAUUCUUGAACUUAUUGCUCUAGAUGGCCAUAGAAUAGGCAUUGAAAAUGUCAAUUCGAUUACAUUAGGUCGCGGAGAACGCGCCGACUUUAUUCUGGAUGCCAAAAAGAUGCCAGGAGUGUAUAAUGUACAGGUGGAGGCGGAAAAAUCAUGUCAAGAUAAUUUAAAGGGUGUAGCUGAACUAGUCUAUGAAAAUAAGGAAUCUAAAGUGUUACAUGAAGACGAUGGAAUUAAUUCCGAAGUGAGCCGUGAGUUUACAACAGUGAUUAGUGAACAGUGUCUUAAAGACAAUGUGUUGUGUUUGGAUGAAGUGCACGCUGCUAAUAAACUUCCUACCGAGUUGAUUACAAAUUUGGAAAACAGAAUAUAUGUGCCAUUUAAUUACUCUACACGGCAAAUUUCUACUAAGCGAGUAGAGAGUUGGGGGCAGACGGACGGGCACCGGUUUACGUACCCCGCGUCCCCCCUACUGACGCAAGCCAGUGAUGUGCCUCCCGACGCCUUGUGUCCUCAAAGCGAGGGUCACGGAGACGAGUGUGUGCACGUGAAGAAUAUCAAAUUACACUCCACCGUAGAACUAGUGAUGUUCGAUCAGGGGGGCGAGUCCGAUCACAUCUUCCAUUUACACGGGUACAGUUUCUACGUGAUCGGCGUGAGAGAAUUCAACCGUAGCUUAACUGUGGAGGAAGUGACGAAAAUGAACGAAGACGAUACAUUGUUUACGUCGAAAAAUAUUGAAGAUCCAGUGAUAAAAGACACUAUAGUCGUGCCAAAGUUUGGCGUUGUCGCUUUGCGUUUCAAAGCUGACAAUCCAGGGUAUUGGAUGAUGAGGGACGAGCGCUCCACUCAUUGGACGAGAGGGUUGGACUUCAUUUUAAAAGUUGGCGAGGACAGAGACUUUGUGCAAGCGCCAGCUGAUUUCCCCAAGUGUGGUUCCUACGUGGGUCCAGAAUAUUUUCUAAUAUAGAAAUGAUAAAGUACUGAUAUUGUUGUUGUUACCAUUUGUUACUCGCUGAUGGGUUGCUCAUUAUUUAUUUAAAUUGUGAUAUGUUUAUAUUGAUGUUUGUUGUUUUCUUUAUUAUUUGGUAUCAGUCUUUUAUAAUAAUUAUAUUAUAAUAUUGUAUUAAUACGUACUAAAUGUGUUAUAUCCUAACAAUGUUUUACUCUAUUAGAAAUAUCAAACAAGUUGACAAUCUGGCUGACUGUAUGUCGUAAAUAUCGCUUAUGCAUAAUGUUGUGGACAUACUGUAUCGUCCGUAGUAGCAUUUACUCAUUGCUAAACCUGAGUAAUAAGGUGUUAAUUAUGCCUCUUGUGCCAGAGGUUGCACUGUGAAUACUCUUUAGUCGUACUGAAACACAAUGACGUAUUCAUUACUGUUUAACACUAUAUAUUAUAUAUGUAUGUGUUGGAAAUAUAUACCUAAUAUGACGGUAACUGUAUAAACGAGUUACACAAAAUACAGAUAGAUAAAACUACUACGUGAAAAGUUAAGGUUGUUAUAAAAAUAUUAAAACAAUGACCCAAAGGCUUAAACCGCCAGACUACUGUUGAGUCCGCAGUUUUGUUACAUACGUAUAGACUUGUAAUGUUAUUUAUUUUUAUUCUGUGGUAUAGAGAUUUACAAAGAAAUGAUAUUUGUAAAUUACUAUGAACCGUUAGAUUUUAUAUUUAAAUUUCAAUAACAUGUAGUUAUAAUAAAGGCAAGCUUUUCUCAAUUAAAAAAAAAGUUAAUGAUAUGAAAGUAUAAAAAUGAUAUUUUUGUGUAUAUAUCAAUUUAAAAGAAGUUUAAAUUAUAUAUAUGUAUUAUUAUUACAUCUAGUAAUUUAAUAAUUAAUUCACAACAGUUUUUUGUUGCCAGAAUAUAUUAAAAUUUGCAUUUCAGAAAAAAAUAUAAUGUUAUAAUUAUACAGUGCGAAUUAGUAGCUUAUUCCUAUACGAUACUGAGGUAGAUUAAGAAUGAAUUUAUAUGAGAGAAAGUUUUGUAAAUAUAUAAUGUUUUUACAUUUUAUUUUAUUAUUUUUUAUACCAUUGGUUAUGGUACUUACAUAAAAAAGAAAAUUAAUAUUUUGGUUUUAUCUAUGGUACUUACAACUGAUGAUAUGACAACCAUAUGUUUAUGGAUGCCCAAAACAAUUAGAUAAACACUGCUGUAUUGAUUUAAAAAACUGGGAAACUGAUAGAAAUAAAAACACUAAAGACAAUGUCUGAUCUAUAUCAACCUGACAGGAAGUGGUUCCGAUGCCUUACUAAAACAGGCUCGUCUAAGCCCUUCAAACAUGACGCCAGUUUGGGUGCCUUUUAUGGACAAUAAUAUGAUGGUAACACCUACCUACGCUAUCGGUUUUCACUGGUGGUAAUAGGUAAAGAUGAAAGCAGAACAGUUGUUUAUCGUGAUGAAAA